Messenger RNA from Hydatigera taeniaeformis, 492 nucleotides. The record is from the annotation of a GenBank genome assembly. NCBI's taxonomy places the organism in Eukaryota, Metazoa, Platyhelminthes, Cestoda, Cyclophyllidea, Taeniidae.
AUGCCGACGGCAGUGGCUGGUACUGAAAGGUUGGGUGUGAAGUCCGAUGUUGCUGGAGAGGACGAUCAUAUCCCGGACCUCCCGCCGCCGGCGCAUCCUCCGAAGACAACGCCGGUUAUUGAUGGCGAUGAUAAAGUGAGUGUUGGUGGCGUUGGAACGGGCGAAGAUGCGGAAGGGUCCGAUGGGAAGGGGACAGGGUUGGCAGCAGACGAUGAGGAAGAGGAAGAGCCUCUUAACUCGGGAGAUGAUGUGAGCGAUGAAGAGCCUGAGUCUCUUUUUGAGUCAGACAACCUUGUUGUUUGUCAGUACGAGAGAGUUAGUCGGUCACGAAGCAAAUGGCGUUUCUGGCUUCGCGAUGGAAUUAUGAAGAUUCGGGGUCGCGAUCAUCUCUUUCAGAAGCUUAUAGUGGAGGCUGAUUGGUACUUUGAUGUUUAUUUAUGGCUUUUAAAUUUCUUUCUUAUGGUGAUAUGCGAAUUUUGUGCAUCAAUAUAG